ACGAAGGUCCUGCUUCAAUCCUCUCUCGUGCCUAGCUUCUAUAUUUUUGUUUUAGGUCUGAAAGGCCGGCAUGAAGGUCCGAUCAUGGCUAGCUACAUGCGCAGCCAGCAGCUGCGCCACUUUAACCCAAGACUCCACCAUUCCGUUCCCUAAAAAACAACCGCGCUUAUCGGAACAUUUGGUUUCCGAUAGUUCCUCCGAUAAUCGAGGGAGCGCCACCUCAUCUUCAGCUUCUUCAAGUGACACGAGCUACAGCAGCCUCCCUAGCAACCUUUCCCUCCAGACCCUGCCAUCUUUACCUUCCUUACAGCUUUUCCCUGAUACCUUAGUCUUUUCCGUCUCUGACAUCAGCGUUUCUUCAAUUAUGCCUCAACCCAACCACCCGAUCACCUGCGUUGCGGUUCAGGGUAACUUCUUGUAUGUUGCUUCUGUUAACGAAAUCAGCGUCUACGAUCGCCAAACAUCCACUCUUCUCGAUGCCUACAACGGCAACGAAUCAUCCUCCGGUUCCGUUAAGUCUGUCACUUUCUGUGACGGAAAAGUCUUCACUGCUCACCAGGACUCUAAGAUCCGAGUCUGGCAAAUGACGGUGACUAAAAAGCACAAGUUCUUAACCGCCCUACCUACCGUUAACGACCGCUUACGUCGUUUUGUUCUCCCAAAGAACUAUGUCAGUGUUCGCCGUCACGUGAAGCGGUUGUGGAUCGAACACGCCGACGCCGUUACUGGACUCGCCGUCAAUAGAGGUUUAAUCUACUCAGUUUCUUGGGAUAAAACCUUGAAGAUAUGGCGAGCAUCGGAUGCGCGUUGUUUACAGUCUAUUAAAGCACACGACGACGCCAUUAACGCCAUCACCGCCUCCGUUGACGGAACGGUUUAUACAGGGUCCGCUGACCGACGGAUCCGGGUCUGGGCGAAACCCUCAGGCGAGAAGCGGUACGCAUUGGUGGCGACUCUUGAGAAGCAUAAGUCAGCAGUAAACGCACUGGCUUUAGACGACGAAAGAUCAGUGCUAUUCUCCGGUGCGUGUGACCGUUCGAUUCUGGUAUGGGAGAGGGAAGAUAGCGCCAAUUACAUGGUGGUGACGGGAGCGCUGAGAGGGCAUGGAAAGGCAAUCCUAUGCUUGAUCAACGUCUGUGAUUUACUAAUGAGCGGGUCCGCUGAUAGGACGGUUAGGAUCUGGCAACGUGGAGUGGAAGGGAAAUAUUGUUGUUUGGCGGUUUUGGAAGGUCACCAGAAGCCGGUGAAGUCGUUGACGGCGGUCAGAGACGAUGAACAUAGUGAUGUAGUUUCGGUUAUUAGCGGAAGCCUGGAUGGCGAAAUAAGAAUGUGGAAGGUCUCGUUUUCGAAACCCGGUAGCCCCUCGUCGGCGACGGAUUUCUGAAAAUGGAAUUUGUGAAAAAAAAGGAAUUGAAUCAUAAAUACAUCGUAAAAAGAAAAGGAAAAAUUUGCGGCCGCUUAAAUUUUUUCUGAUAUGGUCCUGGACGUUUUACCAACCCUGGAUUAUUUGUUCUUUUGUUUCUUUUAUUUUUUUCAAUUUUGUUUGCUUCCUGGAAGAUAUAUGAUUAUUUUCAUGUUGUUCAUUUAGAAAAAAGAAAAUGUUUAAUUGCAAUAGUAUGUUUUUUCAGGAUAA
Gossypium raimondii (Peruvian cotton) is the source of this 1633-nucleotide messenger RNA. RefSeq names its product protein JINGUBANG. Lineage: Eukaryota; Viridiplantae; Streptophyta; Magnoliopsida; Malvales; Malvaceae. Bases 71 to 1384 code for a protein of 437 amino acids. The transcript has a single exon. Gene Ontology annotation, molecular function: protein binding. The record is from RefSeq and is a predicted model, not a curated record.